GCAUACAUUCUUGACCAAAUCAUGUACCUAAAGUACAACUAUUGAAUUUUAGAGGAAAAAUUAAUGAAUCUUAAAAAAAAACAGUUUUUUUUAUACAAUUGUACCCCCAAAAUUAUAAAGAAAAUAUAUUUUUGUAACAUGCAAAGUAUGGCAAUAAUAGCAAGGCGAUAACCUCUAAUCACAGAAUCUGAUAUGGACCUCUAAUCCAUAUCUGUAACGAUCACAAAAAAUGCGUUUCUUUGGAAGGCAGAAAAUGAAUUUGCCAACUAUAUGUUUUAUUUGGUUUCACUUCAUAAAAAGAAUGUAUUUUUGCUUUCAAACAUGUUUUUUCAUUGAAUAGUUUUUGAAGACCGAAACGCCAAUGGCCAAAACAUUGAGCUCCAAAGCCAAAAUAGUGUGCUCUGACAGCGAAAAAAAAAGUUCAACGAUCAUAACUUAAGUGACAGCACUGACAGAUGAUGAGACAUUCCGAUUGCGUAUGCGGAUUUGGAAGCGUGUUUGGUUUGUUGUGUGUCGUUAUUUUUGUUUUAAUCCAUUACCCGUAUUUGGUUUCUGGUGUUUUAACGAUCUCAACUACUUGGCUCACACUUGAACCAAGAACUUCCCGAUACAUUGUGCGAUUUGUCUGCUGUCGUAUAAUCCUAGAACCUUAGAUUAAGGCUAGAACUGAAGGACCGGCUUUUGUAAGUACCUUGUUUUUUUGUUUUUUUAAAGCCUUCCUUCCUGGCCUGGAAAUUUGUACUUUUGUACCAUUGGCCGAAUACUUGUCUACAUAAUAUUUUAUGACAAUGAGGUGCAUGUCAUGCAAUAUUAAAUUGGAGGAGGAGACACAGUACUACAAUGUAGGCGAUAUUGGCGCUCAACUUAUUGCACUUAUAGCAAGAACUCUCAAUUGUGAGAUUGACCUCCAGGCCUACUUAUGCGAAGAAUGUUUUACUUCUUUUACACAAAAACUAUAUUCAGAAGCAAGAUCUCAUUCAAAUAAGCACGAUUCAAUAAUUCAUUGCGUUUGGUGCAAGAAAUCAAUUAAUGGCCGUCGCUCUCAUUCUUUACCAAAUGGACCGGAGAGAAGACAAAUAGCUCUUCGUAUAUUGCCUAUUCAAAUUCAACCUGGAAAUAGAGUAUGCUAUGCAUGCUGGUUAGCAGCUCGCAGACUUGUACAAAGAUCUCAACAACAAGCACAGAACCGGCCAGAAGCAUCGGUGCAAGACUCUAGCGAACAACCUCCAAUCCUUGAGCCUGAAACUUCGGCUUCUCUCGACCCGCAUUGUGUAAGGUGUGGAAGAAAUAUUGCUGGAGUGCGCUCUCAGUCUUUGCCAGAAGGACGUGAACGAGACAACAUUGCAAGAUAUAUCUCACCUAGACAGAUUGAGCCUAAUGGCAGAGUCUGCUAUGCAUGUUGGGUAGCAGCUCGGAGAAGUGUGAGAAAAGAAGAAGAUAACGAAAAAAGAGAAAUAGCUGGAGCCGCAAUUGAUAUACCUAGCGGGUCAUGUACGAUAUUACCAAAUUAUAGGCGUACGGCUAACUCUUCCAAUUCGUGUUUCGUACGUAAUUGUAACAAUGCAGAGAGAUUUACUGUCCCACUGUGUUUAAGGUUACGAUUAUUAAAAUCCUAUAAAUUAUAUGUGACUGACAACGCCCGCGUAUGUCAGGAACACUUGAGCGCCGAUAAUUGGGACUUCAUAGAUGAUCAUAAUUACAUUCAUCAAUUCUCUCCAACGCAAAUAGAACAAAUGAUUAAUAUGUCUAUAAAAUAAAAUAAUGUAAUAAAAUUAGAUUUUGAAAACUGAAUCCUUAACAGACGAAAUAUGUUGUUAUUGUACUGGAGUAAAAAAAGAGAAGAAUGGCAAUAUGGAGUUCUAAAAAGAUGAUUUCCAGUGUUAGCAGUGGGUAUUGGAAUGGGAUUGGAAAUAAUUUGUAGUACUGCUAUUUCUAUUUAUUUAACCGGCAGACAGUGCUGCAGUGGUGACUGAGUUUGUU
Molecule: messenger RNA, 1980 nt
Organism: Ostrinia furnacalis (Asian corn borer)
Lineage: Eukaryota; Metazoa; Arthropoda; Insecta; Lepidoptera; Crambidae
Exons: 5
Coding region: 783-1757 (324 amino acids)
Source: RefSeq, a predicted model, not a curated record